AUGCCGAGCCGAACCCUUCCCGAAGAACCAAACCAUGUGUCCGGGGAUUUCCAGCUCGCCGACAAAGCCCUCUUCCAAGAGAUUCACCGACUAAACCCUCAAGCAGUCGUCCUGAGGUCCAUCCCAAAGAUGGACGACGGGGACACCGACUCCGCCUCAGAGGACGAACAGUCCUACACAUUUUUGAGGAAAGUCAGGAGGACAAGAUCAACGAGGAUGUCGCUCCCGCAAGACAUGUUUGUUCCCAUGAGAGAAAUUGAGAGGAUAGAAAAGAGCACGAGACGGCAGGCGACAACACUUAUGUGGCGGGAGGUUCGCUACGGCAGAAUAACUGCUUCCAUCAUCAACAAGGUGCGCACAAUGCGAGACACUACAUCCCCAAAGGCCAUCCUCGACCUCGUUCUACUAAGAACCCCGCCAUUGACCACCGAGGCCAUCCGCUGGGGUGUCGAGAAGGAGCCCGAAGCCAAGGAGGCAUAUCAGAAGUUCAUGGAGACUUGCCACAGCAACUUCAGGCUCUGCAGUGUUGGGUUCGUGAUCGAUAAGAAGGUUGUACCCGCUGCCAUUAUUCUUCUCUUCGUGUUUGAAUGUCCUCACAAGGAGUUGUAA
Messenger RNA from Ixodes scapularis (black-legged tick), 609 nucleotides. RefSeq lists its product as uncharacterized. The coding region runs from base 1 to 609 and encodes 202 amino acids. The record is from RefSeq and is a predicted model, not a curated record. The transcript has 4 exons. NCBI's taxonomy places the organism in Eukaryota, Metazoa, Arthropoda, Arachnida, Ixodida, Ixodidae.